AGGCCUGGCGUAAAACACACGGAGGCCUAUCGAAGCGCCCCCUAAAAUUUUCACCGAGGAAGUAAGAUGGCGGAGGGUGGUUCGGAAAGUGUUUUGUGUAGAUAUUUCUUGAGUGGAGCUUGUAGAGAUGGUGCAGGGUGCCACUUCUCUCAUGACCGCUCUCUUGGUGUGGUUGACAAUGUUUGCCGAUACUACCUGAAAGGCGAAUGCUUCUACGGUAACCGGUGUCGGUACGAUCACAUCAGGACGGGCCGCAAUAACCUUCACAAUCGUGGGGGUCGUGGGAACAGCAGAAAUCAGGGAGGUCACCGUAAUCAUGGUAAUCAGCAGGGUUGCCACAGAAGAGAAAACUGCGCUACUCAACCGAGCACGGCCAGUGGCAGUCGAGGGAACGCAGGCUGGAUGACCUUGCUUAGAAAGAGCAGUCCCUCUGUGGAGCGUGGUGUCGGAGAGGACCCUGUGUCUGAGAACGGCUCCUACUCUGCCAAUUGGGUCAACGCACCCGAAUUUGUGCCCCGGAUUCCAGCUGGUUCCUCUGCUAAGUCAUAUGCUUCCAUGGUGCGACCUCAGCAGGAAGUAGCUGAGCCGACAGAGUUUCCUCCGCUGUGCCCGUACGAGUCGGCGAGUGGUUGUCCAUUUGGGGACAAGUGUACCUACCUCCACGGUGAGAUGUGUGACCUGUGUCAGAAGCCCUGCCUCCACCCAACUAGUGAAGCACAACGGAAGAAGCACAGAGAGGAAUGUCUGGAGAAGCAUGAGCGGGACAUGGAGUUGUCAUUUGCGGUGCAGCGUAGUGCCACAAAGAGUUGUGGCAUUUGUAUGGAUGUAGUGAUGGAGAAAGAACCACCCCCGGAACGGCGUUUUGGCAUUUUGGAGAAGUGCAGCCACGUUUUCUGCCUCAGCUGCAUACGCAAGUGGAGGGGUACUCGGCAAUUCGAGACCAAGACAGUCAGGGCAUGCCCAGAGUGCCGUGUUCCUUCAGACUUUGUUACACCAAGUAGUUUCUGGGUGGACAUGGGAGAAGAGAAGGACAAGCUUAUAGCAGACUAUAAGAAGGCGCUCAGUGCAAAGCCUUGUCGUUACUUCAAAGAGGGCCGAGGGGAAUGUCCCUUUGCGGGGGCCUGCUUUUAUAGGCACGCCUAUCCAGAUGGAAGCAAGGCUAUCCUCCCGCCACCUCGGCCGCGUCGUCGCCAGAAUCAGGAAGGCGAGCUGGAGAUAAUGGAGAGGCUUGUCUUGUGGGACUUCUUCGACUUCCACGAUGACCAUGACUUCCUCUCUCCAUUCAGCUUGGAAGAUGUACUUGAAAUCAUCACAGAGACAGAAGAUGACUCUGAUUCAGACUGGAGCGACAUAGAUAUUUUCCUAAAUUGAUUUAAAUAGUGGUUGCUAGCCAGCAUUUCUUCCUGUUGUUCUCGUUGGUAGUCUGAUUUCACGUUUUUUCUUGCCUCCCCCAAUUGUGCAUUUCUGAGAGCACUCUAGGGAAGCGCAAUCUUUUUGCUCAGGGCGCACAACUCUUGAGACCGCACCACCCUUCCUGCACCUCCCUCCUCAAAGAUUAGUAGUGUUUUCGUUUUAUGUGGGGUGUGCGAAAAUUAUGUAUCCCUUACCUGUUGCUUUCACUGCUGUAGAUGGAAAAUAUUGUAAUAUGUAGUAAAUUAUAUGCUAUAAAUUCACUAGAAAUGUUCUCACACAAUACUGCAAUGCAAAUGCAUUUUGCUUGACCCCAUUGGGAACCGUUGCGAGAAUACUUCGCUCUUCUUUAAUCUAGUGAGCUUGGCAUGCCGCUAACAAUAGCUACCUCGGGACCGUGUAGACCACCAAUGCUUUCCAAAUAGACAAAAGUCGCAUUGUCUUUCUUCACUUUCUAUAGUUACUCCACUGGGGAGAAUCAAUAAUGCCACAAUAAUACAACACUGAAUGGGCCUAAACAAGGUAUUGAUAGCUUGGCGCAUGACAUUCUUUAAGCUGUCCGUGCCUUGGACAGCAGAUAUGGGACAUAUCAAACCAGGACUAUCGAAUAGUACUCAUGUGGUGCAAGCUCAGUGAUUGAAUUCGUAUUGUUAUUCACUAAGCAUUUCCUGAUUCCAAUAUUCGCACACCCCGAGUUGUUGUGCUUUUGUUUCCCAAGCAUGAGCAACAAGCGCAACUUUGGAGUGGGGAGCAUCUUUUUUUUUUUUUUCAUGUGGGAGCUGCUCCACAUUGCAGUAGCAAAUGCUAUGACGUCUGUCUUCUGUAGCCACAAAAUACUGUGUAACAGUCAUGCCUUAUGUGAGGCCCAGUGAAAGCAAAUUCUGGAACAUACUGGAGGUGCAGUUAAAGUAGUCAUCACAUUUUUCAUGCUUAACAAGCUGCUAAAUAUCAAUUGCCCAUAGAAGUUCUUUUUGUGCUCUGGAUGCCGUUUCUGUUUUCUUCAGUUCCGAGUGCAGCAGCCGACCUUGAGACCCAUUAGGUAUACCUCAACUUAAAAGAGCAGUAGGAAGGGAAGCAGUUAUGGAAAUUGUCUCAGGCUUCUUUACAGUUUUGUAUAAACAUGUAUAUUUUGAAGUUGUGUAACAGAUAUUGUACAGCAUAAUCUCUUCUGGUGAUGAAUUAGGUUAGAACAAAUAAAUGUGCUUGAAAGAAUUGA
This is a messenger RNA of Ornithodoros turicata, 2626 nucleotides long. Its product is annotated as probable E3 ubiquitin-protein ligase makorin-1. Gene Ontology annotation, molecular function: metal ion binding; ubiquitin protein ligase activity. Lineage: Eukaryota; Metazoa; Arthropoda; Arachnida; Ixodida; Argasidae. The transcript has 9 exons. Gene Ontology annotation, biological process: protein polyubiquitination. The coding region runs from base 67 to 1371 and encodes 434 amino acids. The record is from RefSeq and is a predicted model, not a curated record.